GUUAUUAAGGAGAGAAAGAGGGAAAUACUCGACGAGAAGUCUAUUAAUAAAGACGAGAAAACGAUGGCAAACAAUGGGGACGAGGAGGUGGGGGACGGCAGCUGCGAUUUGAGGCGUCGAAUGGCAUUCCUCGACAGCCUUCUGAGCGAACAUUUGAGGAACAGUGAGUUCACGGAAGAGGAUAUUAGGGAAGAAGUGGACACUUUUAUGUUUGAGGGACACGACACCACAUCCAUGGCCAUCAGCUGGACUCUGCACCUCAUUGGCCUCAGCCCACACAUCCAGCGUAAAUGUCACGAGGAAUUGGACGCUAUAUUUGGCGGCACCGGUAGUGAUGGUGUGAUUAAUAUGAAUGAUUUGCGCGAAAUGAAGUACUUGGAGGCGUGUAUUAAGGAAGCCUUACGUCUGUUCCCUUCCGUGCCAUUCGUGGGCCGACAUCUCAACGAAGACAAUAUCAUUAAUGGCUAUACUGUGCCAAAAGGGGUGACGUGUUUGAUAUUUUUAUAUCAGGUCCAUAGGGAUCCGCAAUGCUUUCCACAGCCAGAGGUGUACAGACCCGAGAGGUUUCUGGACAACAGUCAUAUGACACGACAUCCCUUUGCUUUCGUGCCGUUUUCUGCCGGCCCUCGCAAUUGCAUCGGACAGAAGUUCGCGCUCUUGGAGGAGAAGACCAUUUUAGCCACAAUUUUGAGACAUUAUACAAUCAAAUCGCUGGAUCACAGGGAUGUCAUCAAAAUAGCGCCCGAACUCGUGAUAAGACCAAAAACACCCAUUAGGAUGCAGUUUACGCCAAGAAUUUAA
Molecule: messenger RNA, 801 nt
Organism: Oppiella nova
Lineage: Eukaryota; Metazoa; Arthropoda; Arachnida; Sarcoptiformes; Oppiidae
Source: the annotation of a GenBank genome assembly